This is a messenger RNA of Brassica rapa (field mustard), 1034 nucleotides long. Its product is annotated as ras-related protein RABD2b. Gene Ontology annotation, molecular function: GTPase activity; GTP binding. Lineage: Eukaryota; Viridiplantae; Streptophyta; Magnoliopsida; Brassicales; Brassicaceae. The record is from RefSeq and is a predicted model, not a curated record.
CGACCGUAUCAGACAAAAAUGUGAGAGUGAAGUAAAAGAGAGAAGAAGAAAAAAAGAAACUAUCUCCUCCACGCAUCUUGUGGGUAGGCAAUGACACGUCAGCAAUUCAAAAAAAAAAAAGACGUAUUUAAAACACGACGUCGACACAUAUAGCCAUCGUUUACGUCUCUCAAAUCGCGCUUCUCACCGACGAAGACGAAAGAUCAGCGGAAUCUCCUCCUCUUCGUUCUUACCGGUAGCUCGAUCCCAUGAAUCCUGAAUAUGACUAUCUGUUCAAGCUUUUGCUAAUUGGUGAUUCCGGUGUUGGCAAAUCAUGCUUGCUUCUAAGGUUUGCUGAUGAUUCCUACCUGGAUAGCUACAUCAGCACCAUUGGUGUUGACUUUAAAAUCCGCACUGUUGAACAAGAUGGGAAGACCAUCAAACUCCAGAUUUGGGACACGGCAGGUCAAGAGCGUUUCAGAACCAUCACCAGCAGUUACUACAGAGGAGCUCAUGGGAUUAUUGUGACUUAUGAUGUAACAGACCAAGAAAGCUUCAACAAUGUCAAGCAAUGGCUAAACGAAAUCGACCGCUACGCCAGUGAGAGUGUGAACAAGCUACUGGUUGGGAACAAAAACGAUCUCACUUCACAGAAAGUAGUAUCCACUGAAACAGCCAAAGCUUUUGCAGAUGAACUUGGGAUCCCAUUCUUGGAGACAAGUGCCAAGAAUGCUACCAAUGUCGAAGAAGCUUUCAUGGCCAUGACUGCUGCAAUCAAGACAAGAAUGGCGAGCCAACCUUCUGGAGGAUCCAAGCCAGCAACCGUCCAGAUCCGAGGACAACCUGUAAACCAGCAAUCAGGCUGCUGCUCUUCUUAAUUCUCUUUUUGAAACACUUAACUAUAGUAUCUCAUCCGUUUGAAUGUAUGACAUCUGAACAUCUUUGCCCUUCUUCAUCUUUUAUGUGUUUUGGUUUUUCAAUCAUUAUGUUCAAAAUCUUCUAUAUUUUUUGUAAUGUACUUGGAACACAAUAAGCUAAGUUUUUCAUCGCUAAAA